UUGAUUUUCCUCCCCUCCAUUGUCUGCUACUGAGUAUCUUCUCUCUAACCUGUCCGCCCUCAAACUGCAAUAUCUCCCUCUGGGCUGUCUCUAUAUAUAUUCCAUCUAAUUUACUCUCUCACAAUCAGCACAUGUGCCGUCUCUAUCACUAUAAAUACUCUGUCCAACUCUCAUUUACCCCCAUCAGUAUAAAUACUCUGUCCCUCUCAGUUACCCCAUUCUCACAACUUCUAGAGAAGCGGAGAAGGAGAUACUAUUUCAAUAUUGGUCUCUCUCUACUUCAACUUGAGAAAUUGAAGAAUCAAUCAAAGAGAGAGAAAGAUGGCUGAGGAUGAAGUUACUAGUACUGGUGAUGAAGUAGUGAGUGGACCGAUUCGUCGAGUUCUCCUCAUUUCUGCUGGUGCCAGUCACUCUCUUGCUUUACUCUCUGGAAAUGUUGUUUGCUCAUGGGGUCGGGGAGAGGAUGGACAACUAGGCCACGGGGAUGCUGAAGAUCGAUUUUCUCCGACUCACUUGAGUGCAUUGGAUGGCCAUGAAAUAGUGUCUGUUACAUGCGGAGCUGAUCAUACAACUGCGUAUUCUGAGUCACAUAUGCAAGCAUAUAGUUGGGGAUGGGGAGAUUUUGGCAGGUUGGGUCAUGGAAAUUCUAGUGAUUUGUUUACUCCUCAACCAAUAAAAGCAUUGCAAGGUUUACGGAUAAAGCAAAUUGCGUGUGGGGACAGCCAUUGUUUGGCAGUGACCAUGGAAGGGGAGGUACAGAGUUGGGGGCGUAAUCAAAAUGGUCAACUUGGUCUUGGCACCACUGAGGACUCUCUGGUGCCACAAAGAAUUGCAGCCUUCCAGGGAGUUUCGGUCAAAAUGGUUGCUGCUGGUGCUGAACACACAGCUGCUGUUACAGAAGAUGGUGAGCUCUACGGCUGGGGCUGGGGCCGAUAUGGAAACUUGGGUUUAGGUGACAGAAAUGAUCGCUUAAUUCCUCAAAAAGUUUCAGGUGUUAAUGGAGAGACGAUGGUUUUGGUAGCCUGUGGAUGGCGGCAUACAAUAUCUGUUUCUUCAUCUGGUGGUUUAUACACGUAUGGGUGGAGCAAGUAUGGGCAACUGGGACACGGAGAUUUUGUAGACCACCUCAUCCCUCAUAAGCUGGAAUCCUUGCAUGAAAGUUUUAUUUCUCAGAUAUCAGGUGGCUGGAGACACACCAUGGCACUGACAUCUGAUGGAAAACUAUAUGGUUGGGGAUGGAACAAGUUUGGACAGGUUGGCAUUGGUGAUAAUGUUGAUCAUAGCUCUCCUGUGCAAGUUAAAUUUCCCGACGACCAGAAAGUGGUCCAGAUCUCAUGUGGAUGGAGGCACACACUUGCUGUUAGUGAAAGAAAUAAUGUAUUUUCUUGGGGAAGAGGUACAAACGGACAGCUCGGGAAUGGGGAAUCUGUUGACAGAAAUAUUCCGCAGAUUAUAGAGCCUUUGAGCAUGGAUGGAUGUAGUGGACAGCAGAUAGAGUCCUCGGAAGUUGAUCCAUCAUCAGUAGGAAAAAAUUGGCUAUCACCAUCUGAGAGAUAUGCAGUUGUUCCUGAUGAUAAAGUCCAAGGGCAAAUAGGCACUUCAGUGGGUGGGAAUGGAAAUGAUGCAAGCGUCCCUGAAAAUGAUACGAAAAGGGUGAAGGUCUGAUCUAACUGCUAGUCAAACCACUUCUCCCCCCCCCCCCCCCCCCAGCCGUCUUCUCGAACCAAACAAUGUCAGUGAAACAAAUUUUAUGUCCUCAUCAUCGUCACUGUAAAUCUGUGUCAUUCUUGUUAACAUGAUUCUUAUGUUCCCACUCUGCAUAAAGAGGGAAAGUAUAACCCUACUGCAUUUUUUUGUUAUAGUCCUAUAUUUGAUCUACUUGUGCUUGUUUUUAUAUAAGUUACAUCUUCACAAACCCAAGAUCUAUGGGAAAGCGAAACUUUUACUUGGCAACAAA
This is a messenger RNA of Cornus florida, 1957 nucleotides long. Its product is annotated as ultraviolet-B receptor UVR8. Lineage: Eukaryota; Viridiplantae; Streptophyta; Magnoliopsida; Cornales; Cornaceae. The record is from RefSeq and is a predicted model, not a curated record. Bases 322 to 1665 code for a protein of 447 amino acids. The transcript has 12 exons.